AUGAAAGCUAUAUUCGUGGCCGUUGGGCUUUUGGCGGUCUUCGCCAUCGCAUUCGCAGAGGAGGAGAAGAAGGAGCUCAGUGAGGAAGGCUUGACUAUCUUGAACCAACUCAGAGAGCUGAGGAAAGAAGAGGAAGACGCACUCGAAGCUGUUGAAGAUGUAGCAGAGAAGGCCCUGAUCACUAAGAUUUUGGAAACGGAAGAGGACGAAGCUGACAAGCUCGAGAAAACCGAGGAAUCCACCCGUGUGAAGCGUGCGGCUCGCGGACGAGGACGUCGUGGCCGUGCCCGUCGUGCACACCGCAAUCGUGCCGCUCGCAAACGUUUCCAACGCCGUCUUCGCCGCAACCAGCGACGUGCUGCACGUAAGCGUCAAGCACACGCCCGCCGACACCGCAAGAACCAACGCCGUGCCGCAGCCAAGCUCCGCCGUCGUCGUCACCGCGGAUAG
Messenger RNA from Cooperia oncophora, 450 nucleotides. The record is from the annotation of a GenBank genome assembly. NCBI's taxonomy places the organism in Eukaryota, Metazoa, Nematoda, Chromadorea, Rhabditida, Trichostrongylidae.